CCUCCAUUCCCCUUCCCCUUCACCUCUACCCACCUCCUACCCUCCCAAACCCUAGCCUUCUCCAGCCUUCCAUGGCCGACGGCGAGCCGGACGCGCCGGCGGAGGAUAAGCACCCAGCCCCCGCGGCCUCGCCACCCGAGGUGGACAAGCCCCCGCCGCCGGAAGCCCCCGAUGCGCCUCUAGCCGAGACGAAGCCGGGGAAAUCGGUGCUGACGGCGACGGAGCCGGAGCCCAAGGUGAUGGAGAAGAAGGAGGCGGGACCCAAGGAGGCCAAGGUGAAACUGGAGAAAAAGGACAAGGAAAAGGUGGAGAUCGACGCGACGCGCCGGCCGGCCGGGGCUAGCCCGGAUGCGCCCAUCCUCGCGGUGCCCAUGCUGGCUGUGCCCUGCUUCAUCGCUCCUCCGGGCUUCGCGGGCCAUUUUUCAAUGAGUCAUCAAGCAGCUUUGGCAAGUGUUACAGCUCAUGCACAAAUGCAACUACAAUCACCAACGUCAUCUGCAUAUUCAGAAGGGCUGCCAAGUCCGUUUCCUCAUCCUAUAACACCUAAAGCUAUUCGGCCACUACAGCAAGAACCAUCACUAGCUCAGGGAAGUAUUUGCAGACCAAUUGCACAAAGCCCAUCCUCAUCUGAGUCAAAAUUGCAUCGUCAUGCUACUGUAAAUAUGGUGGGUGAUGGCUUUAAUUGGAGGAAGUAUGGUCAGAAGCAAGUGAAAAGUAGUGAUAAUUCCAGAAGCUACUACAGAUGUACAAGCUCAAGUUGUUUGGCUAAAAAGAAAGUUGAGCAUUCUCCUGAUGGCCGUGUUAUAGAAAUCAUAUAUAAAGGAACACAUAGUCAUGAGCGUCCACAGAAGACCAGAUCUGUAAAAGAGAAAGGGCAUCACAUCAAUGUUUCCCCCAGAGGCGGUGAAACCUUGCGGCUUGUGAACAGCGACAUUAUGGAUUCUCGUACACCGACAUCUAAAUUAAACCAGAUUGCUGUCAUUGAAAAAUCUGAACAGCAGCUCUUUUGCUCAAGUGAUUGUGAAGGGGAUGCUGGUAACAAAUCCGAAGAUGAGCAUCCUAGUGCAGAGCCACAGCCAAAGCGAAGGAUAAUCGAAGCCACAACACCUAACUUAACUCCAGUUCUCCGAACUGUCAGAGAGCAAAAGAUGAUCGUCCAGGCUGGGAAGACGAGCGAUGGGUACAGAUGGCGCAAGUAUGGGCAGAAAAUUGUGAAGGGGAAUCCAAACCCCAGGAGCUAUUACCGCUGCACACAUGAUGGAUGUCCUGUCCGUAAGCACGUUGAAAAAGCACCGGAUGAUGUAAACAAUAUGGUAGUAACUUAUGAAGGAAAGCACAACCACGAUCAACCAUUUAGAAGCAACAACGAGUUGAGGGAUGGAUCUAUUUCUGUGAUCACUUCAGCAGUAACCAUCGCUGAGCUACCCAGCGCUUUGCCUUUGACAUCAGAUGAGAAAUCUCCAACCAGCACACAGAAGGCGGCUGACAGUGAGUCCGCUAAGGACACGUGUUUAGAACUUGGAGAUAAGAAGCCUCCGGAGAGUGCACAAACCCUGCUCAGCAUAAAAACUGACCCGGAUGACAUGAAGAGUUCCCUCCUGAAAGAUACUUCUGCCAUAGUUCCUGUGCAAAACAAUUGAUUCUGUGAGGUUAGGUUGGAUUCAACUAGCAUUAAUUUAUGGUAUUUAUAUUUAUUGGUUCUGUGAGCUGUUGUUGUGUUAGCUUCUGUACAUGAGAUGAGUGGUCAGCAUUCUGUGGAGCACCACCGGAUUGAUGGAAGUUUCGACGGAGAAUGUAGGUUCAGAAAGCCAUGAAACGUGAUCCCUCUGUAUAGCUAUAGGUACUGUAUCACUUACAGAGGCUAAGCAACAAGGAAGACACAGAACCUUAAUGUGUGGGGCUCUUUAACUGUAUUGUUCUAGUUGGAUUUGUUGCAAACACUAACUGAUCCGAGCUAUGGUGAAUUUAUUUGUUGUUAUAGUCAUGACGUAUUGCAAGUUACAGUUUA
This is a messenger RNA of Lolium rigidum, 2008 nucleotides long. Its product is annotated as probable WRKY transcription factor 32. Gene Ontology annotation, molecular function: sequence-specific DNA binding; DNA-binding transcription factor activity. The transcript has 4 exons. The coding region runs from base 72 to 1640 and encodes 522 amino acids. The record is from RefSeq and is a predicted model, not a curated record. Gene Ontology annotation, biological process: regulation of DNA-templated transcription. Lineage: Eukaryota; Viridiplantae; Streptophyta; Magnoliopsida; Poales; Poaceae.